Molecule: messenger RNA, 2853 nt
Organism: Pelagomonas calceolata
Lineage: Eukaryota; Pelagophyceae; Pelagomonadales; Pelagomonadaceae
Source: the annotation of a GenBank genome assembly
GCACUUUUUGCGGAGCCUGCGUACAGCUGUGCUUCCGCGCUAGUUGGGAGCAUUUGUGACGCUGCGCAGCGAAACGCAGACCGUGCGACAACUGCCGAAGAGUGUGAGACGCGUGUGAGACGUCAAGACUACUCAUGGACCGGAGACCAUACGGCGGUAUGUCGAGCUCGCGUGACGAUAGGCGCAAACGGCGGCGGUCGCGCUCGUCCUCACGCUCGCGCCGGCGGCGACGGUCGCGCUCGCGGCCGAGGAGUCGCGAGCGAGCACCGCCGCGCUCGCGGCCCGAGGACGCUACAGGGGGCUGGGGUGCUCCACCGCCAAGGACAGGCGGCUGGGGUCCACCGCAGCAGGCGCAAACGGGCUGGGGCGCUCAACCACCGGAACCGGCGCAAACGGGCUGGGGCGCGCCGGCCGCGCCGUCCCAAGGAGGCUGGGCCGUGUCGGCAGCGCCGGUGCCCGUAGCACCUGCGGCGGCGCCCAAGAAUGCUGAGGACGUCCUGCGCGAGUUUGUAACCAAAGGCACGUGCUGCACCGAAGCAAACCCCAGGUGCCCAAUUAGUAGACGGUGUGGUCAGAGUCAUCAUUUUCCAGAGGCGACGAGAGAAGAGGACUGCAACGACAAGGGCUGGAAACUUAAAUCCGUCAAGGCACUCUACUCCCACUGUCGGAGCCGAGGUGUUUUGUCGGGCGAGCACUAUCACAAAGUUCUCCUGUUCGUUCACGGCGUCGAUUGCUAGUGGUGCCUUCGCUUUUGAGAGUCGCGUCGCUCGCAUGGCUGAGGCGUUGCUCACGCAGGCGGGCGCUUGCGGAGCGCAUCGCCCUUAAAACGCCUCUCCAGGCGGGAGGCUGGGACGUGCUGCCCAACGACAUGGGGACGGAGCUUACAAGAGAUUUCCCGGACCUGAUGGAGGCGCGCUACCAAAUGUUUGGGCGCGGCGGGCCCCGCGCGGCCCCUGCAAUACCGCGACGAGCUGCGAUCGCGGACGCGUCGGCGCUGGCCCGGGCACAGGCCGAACGCUCGCGUCAGCGCGAGGCGACGGCAAAGGCGGAGGAGCGAACGGAGAAAAUUAGCAAGCAGCUCGCUGAGUCUAAGUUGGCGCUCUUCAACUCCCAGGAGGAGACCGACGCGGCGAACGAGCGCAUCGCGGGCCUCGAGGACCAGCUCCGGCGCGAGCGACAACAGAGCGCGCAGAACGAGCAUCUGGAGCGCGAGGCCGAGCUCAGACGACGCAGCGACGAAGCGCGCCGCCGCGAGGCCGAGGCCCGGGCCAGCAUGGCGGACGCGAACAAGAGCGCCGCCGAGCGGGAGCGCGACCGGCUGCGCGCGGACCUCGAAGAGCUGAAAGCCAAGGAAGAUGCCAGGGACGCGGAUUUAGCGAGGACGCGGGCCAACGCCCAGGUCUUGCUCGGCGCGGACGAGGACGACGACGUUGCCACGCUCGGCGACCGCGUCCAGGCGUUCCGGUCGGCGAUCGCGACGAUGCGGACGGCGCUCGGCGAGAAGGACGCCCUGAGCAUCUGGGAUAAGAUCUACCGAAAAGUCGAGGUCGGGCGGGACACGCUCGUCGAGAACGUGAUGACGAUGUUCGGGCCGGCCACUGCUACUCGGGAAUGGACAGCAGAUCAGAUGUUUAUGCGACCGAUCCGCGUCGAGUUUGACCGCUGUGGGGCGGUGCAGCGGUCGGGCAAGUCCAGCGAAAAAGGGAAAGAGGCGGGCGUCGACGACGGCGGCCUGCGGAACGAAAUGUACGAGAAGUUCUUCGAACAGCUGCUGCUGUUGCGCCCCGACCUCUUCGAAGCCUCCGAGAGCGCGGGUGAGCUCUGCGCGCGCGCGCUGCCGACGAAGGACGCGACGUGGACCGCGCUGCCGGACGCCGCGCGUAUCGAGAAGGACUUCGAGACCGUCGGGCGCAUCAUGUGUCGAGCGGUCGUCGACGGGCGGCCGAUCCCGAACGCGCUGGCGUCGACGAUCGUGCUGCGGUUCUUCCAAGGCGUCGAGCCGGCCGCGCUCGACGCGAACGGCGCCAUGGUGCGGGGCCCGCUCUCGAAGGCCGCGCUCCUCGAAGAACUACUCCUCAUGGACGAGGACAAUGCUUCGAGCAUCGGCAAGUGGAUUCUGAACGCCGAACAGUCCCUUAACGAUGUGUUUACCACCGUCGGCGACGCGCUGUGCUACAACUCGACGGAGGACCGAGCUGCGGCUUCAGACGCGCAGAUUCUGGCGAUGCCCUGGAGCGACGAGCCGGCCUUCCGCAUAUUAGUGUUUGAGCGCCUCGUCCAGCGCCGGUUGAUCGAGCCGCGCCGCAAGGCGCUGGAGGCGAUGCGGCGGGGCUUCGCGACGGUGGAAAUGGUCCCGCAGCUAACACGGACGCUCUUCCCGUCGUCGAAGGAACUCGUGCACCUCAUAUGCGGGGACGACAAGCUAGAUGCGGAGAAGCUCUGGAGCCUCUUUACCUUCGACGAGGAGGCCUACAGCCAGACGUUUAUCGAUUACGAUCACCCCUCGGGCGAAUUUGGAUUAUACACGGAGGACGAUCCGACGAUGCGCCAUCUGAAAACCGUGCUCUCCGAGUUCUGCGACGCGGAGCGCCUCAAGUUCUUCAAGUUUGUGUCGGGCCUGGCGGCGAUCCCGGCGACGCGGCCGGGCGAGGCGAAGCCGUUUCAGCUGCUCGUCGACGGCAAGGUUUUGGAGACCAACCGCCUGCCGACGACGUCGACGUGCUACUACCAGCUCCACUGUCCGCCGUACACGACCAAGGACGUGCUCAAGGACAAGCUGCGCCUGGCCAUCGAAGCCGAGGGCUUCGACCAGAAAUGAGACGGGCGUGCGCUAAGUAUGUGUUGAUAUACGAA